Messenger RNA from Sinocyclocheilus anshuiensis, 1499 nucleotides. RefSeq names its product Fanconi anemia core complex-associated protein 100-like. NCBI's taxonomy places the organism in Eukaryota, Metazoa, Chordata, Actinopteri, Cypriniformes, Cyprinidae. The transcript has 6 exons. Gene Ontology annotation, cellular component: nucleoplasm; Fanconi anaemia nuclear complex. Gene Ontology annotation, molecular function: protein binding. The coding region runs from base 195 to 1499 and encodes 434 amino acids. The record is from RefSeq and is a predicted model, not a curated record. Gene Ontology annotation, biological process: interstrand cross-link repair.
GAAGAAGAAGGAAGAAUAUUGGCCCUCACUGGUCACUGUAGAGGUGGCGGGAACAUGAAACAAGUUAGGGACAGUCACUAACAUCUCUGUUAUGUAACGUUAGUUAAAUCGCAUGACUAUUAUUAUCCUAACAGAAAACGUCUUUUAAGUUGAAUUUCACUCAGAGGAGAAUGUAAAACAGGCGGAAUCUGAUAAUGGACGCGGUGCGGUGCAGUGUGGAGUAUUUAUCAGAGUUCAGUGACUGUCAGUCACACUUAGUGCGCGUUAUUCAGGACGGCGUGAAUCUUUUCUUGACCCGCGGAGACCGAGAUGUGCUCAUAUUCAAUAUCCAGGAGAGGAGAGUCACGACCGUGAUGCUGUUUGAAGCCUCAGUGAUAAAUUUUGCAUUAAGUGACGAUAAACAUCGACUUUAUGCACUUUGUGCGAACGGUGGGCUUUACUGCACCCCUUUACCACCACAGCUCAGUUCUUCUGUCCGGGUGAACAAAAGUCCUGACAGUGUGCUGUAUACUGUACCAGAUGAUUCAAUUGUCCUGAAAAAUGCCAGCCUACAAGCGUUCACCAUAGUUGAGAAGAUCCUUGUGACGCUUAGCCUUCACAAGUCUGUCUGGAGUUUUGAUCUCUACGAAGAGACUGGAUCCAGACCCCUUCAUAAACUUGCAUGUUUCCAGGUUGUAACUCUAAACACAUGCUGUUUAAACUUAACAGACAAAGAAAAAAGUGUGAGUUCACCUCCAGUAUUGACUUGCAUCUACCCCGAAGGAUCCACAUCAGUCAGCACUGACCAAUCUGACCUCCGUCCCCAUCUUGAGCCCCAUCUUUUCAGGCUUUUAUUUGGAGUGGACGCCUCUUUAGUCAAUUCUCCAGUCAUUCUGUGUGGUUUACCUGAUGGACAUAUUUGCUGCUUUCCUUUGCUCGUCCCCAACCUGGCUGGUCCUACAGGAGAGCAGAGAUCUCCAGUCAGAGUCCUCCAGAGCUUAGAGCAGCCAGUCGUAUUUAUUGGAACCUGCAUCUCUGGAGAACACGGACCUCAGUGUCUUGUUGCAGUUGGUCAAAGAGGCAAACUUCUAAUUGUCAGAAGUAAACAAGCAAGCAUGGAAGGAAAAAAGGCAGAUUAUAGCUUCAAUGAGCAUAGUGUACGAGGACCAGUGCUGUGUGCCUGUGUUGAUGAUAAGCGGCUGUACUACAGCUCUCUCAAUGACCUACACGCUCUUCAGCUCACCACAACAUCUUCAUCAGAAGCAACAGGAACUGAGUCCCAACUGCAAGCUCUGACCUCUGACAGUCUUGGUGUAUGCAGGGCUAUAGCACUUGCUGGGCCAUAUACUAACCCCACAGGAUCUGUGCAGCUUUUGGCAGUAUCUUUGAGCGGAAGACUGCUUCGCGUGAACCUUCCUCAAGGAUCUGAAAAUGUUCCCAGGUUGCCCUCAUCUCUGUCAGGCCAGAGAGUGAAAGACCUUCUGGCUUCCAUCGCAAACAUCUGGGAGAGUUGUUCUUGA